Messenger RNA from Drosophila pseudoobscura, 4038 nucleotides. RefSeq names its product mastermind-like protein 2. Gene Ontology annotation, biological process: membrane organization; cell projection assembly. The transcript has 5 exons. The coding region runs from base 175 to 3699 and encodes 1174 amino acids. Lineage: Eukaryota; Metazoa; Arthropoda; Insecta; Diptera; Drosophilidae. The record is from RefSeq and is a predicted model, not a curated record. Gene Ontology annotation, cellular component: actin cytoskeleton; cytoplasmic side of plasma membrane. Gene Ontology annotation, molecular function: phospholipid binding; actin binding.
GUCGACUUCAAGUUUCAGUUACAAUUCGGCAGCGACUCGGCCUGGUUGCAAUUCCCUCAAUUGCUCCGCGCGUGUCUCUUUGUGCUUGUGCGUGUAUCCUGAAAUAUAGCUACAAGGAUAUACCAAUAAACUGCUGCCUCAUUCGGAUUAGGAAUUAGUUUUCAUCCUGUCGCGAUGAGAAUUCUGCCAUUGCUGUUGGCACUGACGCUGCUGGCCAUUGGUGUCGCCGCAGCAGCUUCCACGACCACGGCCAAGACCACUACCAUUGCUUCCACCACGACAGCAAAGCCAAAGAGCGGGUCCAAGCCGAAGGCUGAGGCUGAGAAGCCAACUAAGCAGCCAUCGCCAUCUGCAAAGCCAUCGUCCACAGCUGCCACCACGCGGCAAUCGAAGGCGCUGAAGGCACCUGUGAAUCCUGGCGAGAACCGCGGCAAGAGGACGCUCUUCGACUUUGGCAAUGCCGGCUAUCUGUAUCCGGAGGUAGCCAGCAGGAGGUCCGGCUAUGUGGACAACACAGCCAGCUAUUAUCCCCAGACUGGCUACUACAGCGGACAGAACGCCAUUGCUCAAUAUCCCGGACACUUCGGUCCGGCAUAUGCGCCAUACCCGCAGUACCUGGAGGCGCCUGAGCCCAUUAUCGAGAUCAUUAUCAAGGAUGCCAAUGAGACACUCGCCGAGGAGCCUGCCCAGCCGAUAGUGACCAGGAAGAAGAAGAAGAAGGAGAAAGUCCAUGUGUUCUAUGUGAAUUACAAGAAGGACCAGAACAACAAGCUGCACCUGGAGUCGCCGAUAGCCUCAUUGAACAACGACGACAACGAGGAGGAAGAGGAGGAGGAGGAGGAGGUGAUCCAGUACCCGGUGACCCCUCUGCCACCGCUGAAACCCACCACCCUGCGCACCAUCAUCCACCCCGACUCUGAGAAGUUCCACAGCAACUCCGGAAUCCACGUCUCCUUCGGGGCAGAGAACAAACACCAGACUGGGCACAUUCUGGAGGAGCACGAUGCCGAGAGCAUUCAGCGCCAGGUGGUGGCUCUGCCGCUCCCAGUGACCGCCACUGGCCUCAAGGCAGAUGGCGGCUAUUCCGGAAACACCCGCGCCGACUAUGGCAGGGAGAGCAGCUUUGGCAGGAGCCCCGGACCCAUCGCCAAUCUGCUCUUUGGAAGUGGAGGCAGCUCAAACAACUUCCACCAGCAGUCGAACCUGCACUUCCAGAGCCAGCAGCAGCUUCCGUCGCAGCACGGCAGCAACUAUUUCAGACCACCCUCCGCUCUGGUGGGCCCUCCUCCCUCCUAUCAGAAGCCAGCGCCACAGCAGCAACUGCAACAGUCGCAGUCACAACUGCAACAUCCGCAGCAACAGCUCCAGCAACCACAGCAGACGCGCCCAAGCAUCACGCAGCAGCAGUUGCCUUCCACCUCGUCCCAGACGAUCUUCAACAAGCUGGUCCAGCAGUCGCAAUACUACAUCAAUCACAAUCAGCAGUAUCCGUCGCAUCACCAAAGUCAAAGUCAGCAACACCAGCAGCAGCAGUACCAGAAGCCACCCAACAAGCAGGUCCAGGUGCCAUUCUUCCCUACGAUUCCGCCCAAGACGCAGGAGCAGUCCUCGCGCCCGAGUCCAGCGCCAUAUCAUCCCAUCAAGUUCCGUCCCACGCCAGCUCCCACGACGCACGUGAAGCCCUUACCUCUGCCCGUAAAACUGGACAACGCAAACUACCAGCAGCAGCAGCAGCAGCAGCAGCAGCAGCAGCAGCAGCAACAUUAUCAGCCACAGCAGCAACAAAAGGUGCCACAGCCUUACCAGUUUGUUCGACAGCCCCAGUUUGUGCAGCAGCCACAGUUUGUGGUGCGUUCCCCCACGCCUGUGCCGGAAUAUUACCCGCAGCAGCACCAACAAUCGCAGCAGCAUCGCCAGCAGCAACAGCAACAGCAACAGAAGACCAUUCAGAGCACCCUCAACUACUUUGAUAUAAAGCCAUCCAAGGAGACAGAGCUGUUGAAGUCCAUACCCAAGUAUGAGCAGCACAUCAUUGAGACCGUGCAGAAUCCCAUUAAUCCCUCACAGCAGCAACAUCAUCAUCAUCCUCAGCAGCAGCAGCAGAAGCAGCAGCAGCAGCAGCAGCAAUUCAGUUACAGCAGCACUCGUAAUGAGGUGAUCCACGAUGUGCCCGCUCCCAAUCUCGCACCCUCUGCCCAACAGCCUGUCUCCGGCCAUUACAUAACCGCUAGCUCAGGGAGUAUCCAAGAGCAGCAGCAACAGCAGCAGCUGCAGCAAUCUCACUUCGCCAGCUUUCCCAGCGAGGCUUCGCCCCAGCCUCCCGUCUAUGCGGAGUCCACGCAUGGCCAGAAGGUAAUGGUAGUCACACCCGUGCCCCCAUCGGCCAACUAUGUGACCUACAACCACUACAACCAAUUGGCAAACGAGCCCGUAGUCCAUGUAAACUCUCAGACCGCCGCAUUGCAGGCCCAGGCCAGCACAAACUUUGCCCAGCAGCCCAGGCAGCCGGCUGCCUCCCAGAUCACCGCUCCCUCGACGGACCACUCGCCCUUCAGCGUGUCCACCUUCCACUCAGAUGUCUUCAAGGAGCUCGAGCAGCGAAACCAGCAGGAGCAGCAGUCACAGCCACAACAAUUGCAACAGCAACAGCAGCAGCAGCAACAGCAGCAACAGCAGCAACAGCAACAUCAGCAACAGCAACAUCACCAGCAACAACAGCCAAGUGCUGCUCCAGCUUCAGUUCCAGUUCCCGCGCCAGCUGCCUCAUCUGCUUCCUCUCCCAAUGGAAAGGCCUCGCAGACGCUGCUACAAUUGCCCGACGAAGUGCCCGAGGAUCUGCGCCAGCAACUCUUCUCCUCCGGCAUCCUUAACAACGCCGACAUCUCCAUCCUCGACUACGACAAGCAAGGGGACAUUGCCCUGGAGAACCUUCCCGCCGAGCAUCUGCAGCACUUCUAUGGAGCCGGCGGUGGCGCCCAGAUUGCCGAGACCAACAAGGUGCUCACCGUGGUCAAGCCGAAUGGGGACAAGGUGGCGCUCAGCGAGAAGCAGAUCGAUCGCGUCAAGCAGAGCAACUCGCUGCCCCAGAAGCAGAAUCUGGACGUAAAGGUGGUACGCUAUGAUGCGGGACAGGGACAGAGCGUCAGCGAGAAGUACGUGCGCACCGAUGCCACCGUGGUGACCCCCGUGGACCUGACCGAGCGACAGCAGUACAACCGCUACCUGCCACUGAAGAUUAACGGAGCCCAGUUCCCCAUUCCAGACAGCGAGGAGCUGCAGGGCAAGAAGAUCGUGAGCGUGGUGGUCCUGGCGCCCGUCGAGGCCCAGCCGGGGACGACGAGCAGUGAGGGGCGCAGUGUGGACAACAAGGAGGUCAAGUUCUUGGGCGGCGAUCUCAUCAAAACCCUCGUCAAGAAGCCCACCAAGGACAACUUCAAGCGUUGGCUGGAGAAAGAGGCGCGUACGGACCUCGAGCUGCAGUCCGUUGUCCUGCUGGUGACCAGAUCCAGCGACUCGUCCGCGGAUCAGGAGAUCUUCAUGUACGACAUCGGCACGGGCAGUAUCAACCGGUUGAACGGGGAGCUCUCCAGCACCUUCGUCAACGUGGCCGAGGAGAACGCCAGCAGCGAGGAUCUGGAGCAUGCCGCCACCCUGGACCCCAGCACGCUGGAGUCCAUGAUGCAUCUGCGUCGCAGAUAGAUUGAGUCGCCACCGCAGUCCACAACGAAAUGCCAUUUAGCUACUCUUCUACAUCAUCGUGCGCCAAUUCCACAAUUUCAUAUCGCUUUAUUUUUUUUACCCCCCCUUCCUUAGUUUUGCAUUCCCCUUUUCUCUUCUCUUUGAUCUAUCCUCAGGUUGCACAUCUUCCACCAAAAGAGAAUCAUGCUUCAUUGAUCACGGCAUUGCAUCCCCAAUUCCUCUCGUAGUAUUUCCAUUUUGUAAAUAUUCUAUGCUGAUGUUACAAUUAUCUUAAUUUAAGUUAAUUUACGUAAAACAAUCAAAAUAAAUAAGAAAAACGUAGUCGUGUCAGAUGCAGUA